This is a messenger RNA of Magallana angulata, 1818 nucleotides long. RefSeq lists its product as uncharacterized. The transcript has 5 exons. Gene Ontology annotation, molecular function: ubiquitin-protein transferase activity. The record is from RefSeq and is a predicted model, not a curated record. NCBI's taxonomy places the organism in Eukaryota, Metazoa, Mollusca, Bivalvia, Ostreida, Ostreidae. The coding region runs from base 117 to 1685 and encodes 522 amino acids.
UCCGACUUACAGAGAGGGUAAAAAGAAACGCAAGAAGUUCCGUUCUGGAAAGCGCGGACGAUUUGGUGGCAACAGAUUCAAAUCCAAUCGCCUCUAUUUUGUCUCACCAAAGAAAAAUGCUUUUUGGAAACAAGAAGUCCAAAAGACGCCACAGUUUCCCCGUAAAUCAUGACCCCGAAAAAUUAGAUAUCCCAAAACGCCGUAAAGUGACAAGAACUUGGACAAUGACUGUUGUUUGUUUGGCAGAUAAAGAGUCUUCAAGGGUGCCAUCAUCUGCAGAGAAAGAAAUUCUGUUUAAAGCAGGCCUAGGUACCCGCAAAAUACAGUUUUUAACAUCUGACACCGAGGCUGAUGUUUUAAAGACUAUAACUUCAGACAGAUCAACAGAAAAUGGUCAGACUAUUGGAUUUCCUCAGCUUAAUAACUGUGGUGGGUUUGAACUGCUCAAAUGCACCCAAAACAGCAGAGAACUCUCUCUAAUUGAUUGUGAGUGGUCGGUUUCUCAACUUAAAACAUAUUUAGGGAGUCAAACCAAGAUUUAUAUACGACCAGUCCAAACAAGUCUCAGUACAACACCAAUUGAUAAUAAUUUUCAAAUCAAGACAGAAGAAAUUUGCAAGUUUUGCAACAAGGGCUUUUCUAUUAGAAAUCUGAGACAGCAUGUUAAAACCUGCAAGGACAAGCCAAAAACAAUAGAGGUAUGUGAGAGUGAUAGUGAUGAUCUACCAGAUCCUGCUUUAAAUGAUCAUGAUGGCCUUUGGAGUUUUUUAAGUGAUGCAAAUAUAGAGUUUUUGCCUGCAGCAGUGGAUGCAGUAGAUCCACUUGGUGAUGCAGUACCAAUAAAUGCUUCAACUUCAGUUACAGAUGUGAUUGAUGAAGUAUCCCAAACUGAAGGGAAUAGCAAUUAUAAUGAACAUGCAUCUAGUUCUUCUAGUAAUGUUUAUGUCCAUACUGGGGAAGAAAUAAAUUCCAGCUCUGACAGCACUACAAGUUCCACACAGAAUGCUACAGUCUCUCCUACUAUGUAUCAAAAGGCAGAAACUGUAUGUUUGAUAGACAGUGUCAUAUCUAGUGCAAUUGAUCACUGCCUUACUGAGAACAUUACUGAUCCAGUGGAAAUCCUAAGACAUAUGCAAAAAGUUAUAGUGACUGGAAGAAGUUUGGAACUCGACGAUUUAUUAAAUUGUGAUUCAGGAGACACCUCUUUCAUCAUGGUGGAUCGAGGAAAUAUUUUGGAGACAGCAUUUGAUGAAAUUAAAAGCAUAACAGACAAAGAUCUUAGAAAAACAUUGGAAGUUAACUUCUACAAUGAGUGUGCUUCAGAUCAAGGGGGGCCACGUAAAGAAUUUUUUCGUCUAGUGCUCAGUGCUGUCAAGGAAAAGUAUUUUGACAAAGGUUUGCGAGAACACCUGGCAAAAGAUUAUGUGACGGUUGGAAAAAUUAUGGCUUUAAGUAUCCUGCAAAAUGGACCAAUGCCAAGCUUUUUAAAUGAGGAUAUUCGAAAUGACCUGUUUUCUGGGAAAGAUUCAAGUUCAUUGUGCAUAAAAAAUCUAAGGACUGGAUUGGAUGUUUUGGGAGUAGUCAAGGUGGAAGAAGAGGAGAUGUUUCACUUCAGCACAUACUCCAGUUUGUUACAGGAGCAUCUGAAGAGCCCAUCCUUGGAUUUUGCCACCCUCCCUCCAUAGAGUUUGUAAAACCUCGUGAUGACACACGCUUUAUACCAACAGCAAAUACAUGCAUCAAUUCUCUGAAGUUACCACGAGGGACCUUAGAAAUCAAAUUGCCGGCAGAUGAAGAGCUAUUUUCUCUGUAUGAUUA